CUUCUUAGUGAGAGAAACAAUGGCUAAGUUUUGCCUCUUGUUUCUCCUGGUUCUUCUCCCUCUUGUUUCAGCUCAGCUGAGAAGGAACUUUUACAGUGCAACCUGCCCUAAUGUUGAGUUCAUAGUGAGAAAUGCAGUUACAAGAAAGUUGAGGCAAACAUUUGUCACUGCGCCUGCAACUCUUCGUCUCUUCUUCCAUGAUUGCUUUGUUGAGGGGUGCGAUGCAUCCGUGAUGAUCGCGUCACCUCGCAAUAACGCGGAGAAGGAUAGCAGCGACAAUCUAUCACUUGCAGGCGAUGGCUUCGACACAGUGAUGCAAGCGAAGGCGGCUGUUGAUGCGGUUCCAGGGUGCAGGAACCGGGUCUCGUGUGCUGAUAUCUUGGCCAUGGCCACUAGAGAUGUCAUCAAUAUGGCAGGUGGGCCUUUCUACAAUGUUGAAUUAGGAAGGCGAGAUGGGAGGAUAUCCUCAGCUAGCAGGGUGGGUGGGAAAUUGCCUCAACCCUCUUUCAAUUUGAAUCAGCUCAAUUUCAUGUUUGCUUCUCAAGGUCUUAAUCAAACUGACAUGAUUGCACUUUCAGGUGCGCACACCAUUGGCGUCUCUCACUGUACUCGAAUCACAAAUCGCAUUUUCAACUUCGAUCCAACCCUAAACAGGAACUAUGCGAUGCAAUUGCAACAAAUGUGCCCGAGAAAUGUCGACCCGACGAUCGCCAUUAACAUGGAUCCAAACACCCCGAGAACCUUCGAUAACAUCUAUUUCAAGAAUUUACAACAAGGAAUGGGUCUCUUCUCUUCAGAUCAAGUUCUCUUUACUGAUCCGCGAUCACGAGCAACUGUGAAUCAAUUUGCAGCUAAUAAACAAGCCUUUGAACAAGCUUUUGUGGCAGCCAUUACUAAACUUGGGAGAGUUGGGGUCAAGACUGGGAAUCAAGGUGAGAUCAGGAGGGAUUGUAGUAGAUUUAAUUGAGUGGGGGGUGUUGAAUUUAAUGUGCACUUUUGUGGAGAAAUUUUUGGAUUUUUUUAGUGAGAAAGAUGAAUGAGGAGAGUUUCUGAUGUACUCAUCAUGUACAAUAAGGUGUGGUUUAUGUUGUUGAGCAAUGGGCAUUUUGGUGAAUAAAA
Messenger RNA from Amborella trichopoda, 1119 nucleotides. Its product is annotated as peroxidase 51. Gene Ontology annotation, biological process: response to oxidative stress; hydrogen peroxide catabolic process. Gene Ontology annotation, molecular function: peroxidase activity; heme binding. Lineage: Eukaryota; Viridiplantae; Streptophyta; Magnoliopsida; Amborellales; Amborellaceae. The record is from RefSeq and is a predicted model, not a curated record.